AAAAGCACAAAUAGUUGCGAAUGAACAGUGAAUUUAAAACCGAAAAUUGUGGCGAAUAAAAUUGAUAAAUACAAUAACAACCUUACACCGCCAUCAUCGCCAAUAGUGAAGAAUCGUUCUAAUCACUUGUGGCGUGACAUGAUGGGGGUGUUAAGACGAAAAGACUCGACAUCAACAACCAAUGUUGCAUUGGCCAAUGUGUUGAACAACAAUCGAGUCUCAUGUCCUGUGGGACCUGUAACAAAUCGAUCAUCAUCCGUCAGUAUUUUAAGACAUCACCGUUAUUACUACAGUGAGGUUUCACGUGAUAAUCACGACAAUUAUGAUCCACAGAAUUAUGGAUCACAACAAUACCAAGGAGUCUCGCAAAUGUAUACGAGAUAUUCGACAAAUACACCAAUUAAUUCACCUCCGAUGUCACCUGCAAUGAAUCAUUAUAAUUCACAACAUCAAUACCAAAGUACAAGUACCAAAUUGCUAUUGGAACAGAUUUUAAGUACGACAAGAAACCCUGAAAAAUUACCAAUGAUUGUUAAGCCACAGCAUGGAGGUUAUUGGAUAGAUUGUGGACAAAUUGAUGAUGAGGACGAAAUUGAUGCGAAUGGAAGCAGAUUUAAUGAUAAUAAUAAUAAUAAUGGAACUAAAAUUAAUGAUAAUGACGAUAAUGAUGGUUCACAGAAUCAGUUCGAGAUAAAAAUUGAGGCAAAUGAUUCGGCACGAUGCUACAGACUGCACUUUUACGGUCGUGAGCAUUCGAAUUUAGUUGGAUUUGAUGAGAAUCAUGGACCUGCGUUGAUGUCAAUAAAGCCUGAAUUGAUUGCAAAUCAAUCACAUUUGAGGAUUCUGUUAAGGUUGAAAAGUGGAACAAUGCACGAAAUCAUUCCAACGUCUUGCUUGGACGAUAAUGCAACGCCAGUGAAAAUUAGUCGGCUAUUAAAUGAACAGCUUCAAAUUGAUACAUUUUUACCCAUCAUUUGUCCAUUAGCAUCUAAUUUGAUUGCUGCUUAUGAUGAGCAUCAAUUGGUUGUAAAUUUUAAAUUUGGAGUUUUGUAUCAGAAAUUUGGACAGACAAUUGAGGAAGAACUUUUUGGCAAUAAUGAGACGACGGCUGAAUUUGAUGAAUUUUUAAGUUUAAUGGGAGAGAAAAUCAAGUUAAAGGAUCAUAAAGGAUAUCGAGGUGGUCUUGACAUUCAAAAUGGACAUACGGGAGAUGUUGCAAUCUAUGAUGUAUUUCAAGAUCGAGAAAUAAUGUUCCACGUGUCAACCCUACUUCCUUACACAAAUGGUGACCCUCAGCAACUUCAGAGGAAGCGACAUAUCGGAAAUGAUAUCGUCGCUAUUGUCUUUCAAGAAAGAAAUACACCAUUUUCACCAGACAUGAUUGCAUCUCAUUUUUUACACGCAUUUAUUGUCAUUCAACCAUACUCGAACAGGUCAUAUAAGAUAUCUGUUGCGGCUCGUGAUGGAGUGCCAUUUUUUGGACCUCCACUACCAAGAAACGGAAUUAUCAGCAAACAUAAUCUCAAAGAGUUUCUACUAACGAAGCUCAUUAAUGCCGAAAAUGCCUGCUAUAAAGCAGAAAAGUUUGCAAAACUCGAAUAUCGUACAAGAUCAUCACUUCUCGAGAAUCUCGUCGAAGACUUAAAAGAGAAAACCAAAAAUUUCUUAGGCAAUGAAAUUUUAAUUCCGCCAAUGUCACCAGCAAAAGAAGUAACUCAGAAAUCUGAAAAUACCGGUGCAAGUCGAUUUAUUGACACUGUUAAGAAGGCUUUAAUAUCUCGUGUAAGAUCACAGUCAACAGCUGAUGUUACAAAUAGCAAUGUGUGUACGCUGCCUAGUGCCAAGAAAAAUCAAAACCAAAUUAGCUUCGAAAAUGAACAAAAUAUUAACAGAGCCCCAUCAUCAAAAUCAUCAAGUAAUUUCUCAUCAUCAAGCUCCUCAAUGGCAACAUUAGAGAAAAAAUCGCCAGGAACAUCGACUAAAUUAAUUCAUCAACAGUCACUUCCAACACCACACGUAACUCAUCAUCACUUACAAUCACAAUUAUCACAACCGACAAAUGUACAAAAUAAUAAUGAUAAGAAUCUCAAGAAUAGUGAAUCAAUGCAAGUCUCGAAUGAGCAGCAGAGCGACAACUCAAGCUUAUAUAGCAUCGAAUUGGAGACAUUGAAUGAUGCUGAACAUCGAUAUAUUGAUAGUGAUCCAGGUUUUGGAUCAAUGUCAUCAUCAGAGCAGGCACAAAUGACAAGUCAACAGAUGAGACAUCAACAAGAGACCCAUCAGAAGGAGAUCGAUGACUUGAAGCAGGAAAUUACGAAGCUAAAGUGUGAUAAAUUAGAUUUGUUAAGACAGAAUGUGACAUGUCAACGUGAUAUUAAGCGAUUGAGAGAACGUGAGCUUUCCCUUCAGGGUGAUUUGCAGGCAUCAAGUAUGGAAAUUAUGAGGCUUCGUGAGUUGAUUCAGGAGUGCACAACGACAACUAAUGGAAUCGAUAAAAAUACAACAACAAUGUUGUAA
Chironomus riparius is the source of this 2517-nucleotide messenger RNA. Lineage: Eukaryota; Metazoa; Arthropoda; Insecta; Diptera; Chironomidae. The record is from the annotation of a GenBank genome assembly.